Molecule: messenger RNA, 3432 nt
Organism: Anoplopoma fimbria (sablefish)
Lineage: Eukaryota; Metazoa; Chordata; Actinopteri; Perciformes; Anoplopomatidae
Gene: nkpd1
Product: NTPase, KAP family P-loop domain containing 1
Exons: 5
Coding region: 45-2216 (723 amino acids)
Source: RefSeq, a predicted model, not a curated record
AAGGGAUUUUCUGUGGAAGCUGCACGCCCUGUCACACAGUCAACAUGUAUAAGACAACAAAGGAUGAUAUUUAUGCAUAUGCACUGUCCAAGACCCUGACAAAAGUUUCAUCACCUGCAACUGUAGGACUCUACUCCUCAUGUGAAAAUCGAAUUAGCCUGAUCCUUGAACAAAUGUCAGUGUACAUGAAGCAGGAAGCCUCGACGAUUGAGCAGAAAUAUGAAGGACGUUACAAGCCUCGCUCAGUUACGCCUUCAUUUUGUGGCUUUUUUGCUCUCAUCGGUCGAAUGCUGUUCUACAGGCCCAUUUGGACAGAGGAGAACCAGCAGCACCAUAACAUCAGGUUCAUUAAUGUACAUUUUAGUGCCUGGCAUUUUGCAGGCAGUGACCUGCUUUGGGCCGGGCUAGCCAUACGGCUGUUUCAGGCCAUGCAGAUGAACUUUGGGAAAUUACAGAUUGCGCUCUACCGUGUGGGUCAACAUGAUGAAGAAGAGGAAGUCAACAAGAAGAUAGUGGAGGACAGUCCGAACCAUUGGAGGUCCAAAAAGGUCUGCUGCUGCCCUCUGUGGUUUCUCUGCCUGUCCAUUAUUGUGGUUCCACUUAUCAUUUUGGUAGUCCUGUUGUCUUUUGGCUUACCCGAGGUUGAGACAGACAAGCCCGUUAAUGGAACAACCAGCCAGGUGGGCGUGCUGGAUGGCCUGCUCAUUGCUGCCAUAGGAGUCCCUGCAGCAAGUGCAUUGAGGUUUGUCUUUCUGAUGGGUAAGAACCUCAUCUUCAACCAGGAUCUGAACCUCAAGAAGGGGAUGGACAAUGAUCGCAUCAGCAGCCAGCUGGGCUUCAUGAAUGAAGUAAGGAAGGAGAUGUGGUUUCUGUCUCAAUUCAUCCAGUUCAUGGAGGUGUUUGAGAGGAGGAGGAUCCGAGUGGUACUGAACAUCACCAACCUGGACCGCUGCUCCCCCAAGAAGAUUGUCGCAGUUCUGGAUGCGAUCAGCAUUCUGCUUUCGGAUGAGGAGAGUCCUUAUAUUUCCAUCCUGGCCGUCAACCCAGAUGUUCUUGUGCAGAAAGUGAACUUUGCGGAUGGCUGCUUCAGCAAAGAAGACAGAGCUCACGAGAUGCUGAACCGCAUCGUGACGCUGGCCUUCACUGUCCCACUACUGUGCGAUGAUUCAAAGCGCAGCAUAUUUGACAGCCUCACUUGCAAUUCAAAAAAACCUUUGCGCACAAUUACGAGCGAUGAUAAAGUGUCCUGUUCCUCAGUGGAGAUUGCAUUUGACACAAAGGAAUCAUAUCCGCUGAUGGAUAGCACUACAGUUGCACUGAAUGUAAACGAGGAGGAAGUAGAGAAGUUGGUCAGGAGCAUCCUGACCAGCAAUGAAAGGAACCUAAACAAGUACAUGUUGGAGGACGCCACGUCCAUGAGGAGGGUAAUCAACUCCAUCCGAGUGACGGUGAUAAUUAUGAAGGCCUUGAAGAAGGAGCAUCCUCAAUCAGACUACAUCGCAGCAUGGGUGGUCUUAGCUAAUCAGUGGCCCUGCCGCCUCAGCUGGAUCAUCCAGUGUGUGGAAGACGCUCAGCAGAGAGCAGUUAUUGAUCGUAACAACGAGGCCCACACUGAUGAUUCAAAGACCUUGUGGGAGGUCUUCAGUGAGUCCAGGGCCGAGCUGUAUGUGAUGAGUGCACAGGUUGAGGACCUCCUUGAGCAGGAUGGAGAUCCUGAGAUGUUUGAAAGGUUUCUCAAAAUGGAUUUCCAAUUCACCCUAAAGGACUUGAGGACAUUUGAAGAGACAACGGUGAACCUGGAUCAUUCAAUGAGGAAAGAGCUUUCUCACCUCAGAGGGACCUCCAGGCUGAAAGAUUCUGGUUGGAUGAGGAACCUUGCUCCUCUGCCAAUCACAACUAUCAUCAAUAUGGGCAAAGAGGAUGUGUGUAAAGAGUUGGAAAGAAUGAAGUACCCCAGUAAGUAUAUUGAUAUUGUGAGAAACAAAGACCUCAACGGCACAGCACUGCUCUUUGGUGAUGCAGACGACCUUAAAGACAUCCUAGAUAUGACCUUAGGUGAAUGGGCAACUUUCAGACUGCACUUCCUGGGUUUACCUUCACAUCUCCGACCACAACAUAAGAGCCCGGCACUGACACCUUCUCAUUCUCAGAAGCAGCUGUCGGGAUUUCGCCUCCAUGUUCCCCAUCAUUACUCGUCUACUGUUAACAACAUGUAAGAAUUCAAUCCAUAUCAAAUGUGAUAUCCCUAACAUUAUGAUCUGCAUGGUUUGUCAACAAUACAGUAACAAUACAGAAACCUGAACGUGUGAAUUAAUUACAUUUGCUUUGUUUGUGAUAAACUCUUGAUGCUGCUGAGAAAAGUGUUUAAUCUUGUGUAACUAUGUCAAAUAAUUAUCACAUGCAUGUUGGUUCACUUAAGGGCAACAAGCAAUGAUAGCUGUAGUGUUACUUUAAUGUCAACCUUAGUUGAACUGAUUGUACAUUUGUGUUUUUCAUGGAUUACAUUUUCCUAUAAUAGGUAUUUUUCACAGCAGAUAUUUCGACUUGUCACAGUAGGAAAAGCACAUUUCUGAUGGCUGAAUGUCAUUAACUGCUUCAGGUUCAGGGUUCUGGUAUUGUUCAUGUUGGCUCACUGUCACACGGUAAUGGCUUGACUGUGACACUUUGAUAAAAUGGAGCCAUUGUUUAUGUCACUAAUAACACCUGUGCUUUUCCUGCUAUGACAAGUCAGAAUGUCUGCUGUGAAAAAGAGCUAUUAUGAGUUAUUGUUGCUGUUCUUCUUUCUGUCAGUGUGUUAUGGAAGGUGGCAAACAGUAAAAGGAUCCCUAUGAUUAAAGCUGUGAAACAUGUUGCCCAAACAAAACACACAGAACUAUUGUUUAAACGUUGCUUUUAAAAUCAAUGCUUUUAAAAUCAUUUUCACCAAUAAAAAAUAUAUAUUUACAGAUCACAUGACCUUUUUGUUGGAAAAUAAGAAGCUAAAGAGGCUCACUUGAAGAAUAUGUAUAUUAUGUAUAUGUAUCUUAAAUUGAGAGGUGUUUCAUCAAUGACUCAGGCUUUAGUUCAAUGGGAGGGUUAACAGGAGGAUCCUCCAUGCACAUAACUUCAACUUGAUGUAGGUUUAACACAUUCAUUUUUUUGUUGUUUUUUUCUUUUGUUUGUACUGUAACUUAAAUCUGGAAGUACUGAAUGUUUAUAAUGUGUUGUGCCUUUGUCAUACAUCAUGAAUGCAUGCUACAAGUUUCACAACCUUAAAUAAAGCCAAAGGAUAUUUACUGCACAUUUAGCUUGUGGAAAUUCCUCGAUAGUAGGAUCGCAUCUAUUUCAGAUUAUAUUUCACAUUAACAAUUUUAAUUUGGUUUUUAAUAGAUUGAAACUCAGGGAGUACUUGAUUGAGUCAAAUGAUUCAAAAAUAUUGUACUUGCAGUAAAC